Messenger RNA from Drosophila navojoa, 905 nucleotides. It is a transcript of the gene GstE10, whose product is annotated as Glutathione S transferase E10. Gene Ontology annotation, biological process: glutathione metabolic process. Lineage: Eukaryota; Metazoa; Arthropoda; Insecta; Diptera; Drosophilidae. The record is from RefSeq and is a predicted model, not a curated record. Gene Ontology annotation, molecular function: glutathione transferase activity.
AUAUAUAUUUAUAAUCCGCAUCAUGGUGCUCGUCCUGUUCGGCACUGAGCUGAGUCCGGGCGUGCGCGCUGUGCUGCUCACGUUGCGCGCCCUGGAGCUGGAGCACGAGUUCUGGCACUUGGAUCUGUUUGCCGGGGAGCACCUGGAGCCGUAUUUUGUGCGCAAGAAUCCGCAGCGCACGGUGCCGGUGCUGCAGGAUAACGAUGCGUGCAUCUGGGACUCGCAUGCCAUCAUGGGCUAUCUGGUUGGCAAAUAUGCCUUCACCGAUGUCCUGUAUCCACGCGAUCCGCUGAAGCGCGCCCUGGUGGACCAGCGAUUGCACUUCGAUUCGGGCAUUUUGUUUGUGCUCUUCAAGCAGCUGCAGCACCUGAUCUUCCAGGAGGAGGUGACGGAGCUGCCAAACGCCUUGAUCGAGCAGCUGCACAAGGCCUACGAUCUGCUCGAGCAGUUUCUGGACGGACGCAACUAUUUGGCCGGACAACUGCUGACCAUAGCGGACUUUAGCAUCGUCGCGACCCUCAGCACUCUGCACCUGAGCUAUGCGCCCGUCGAGGCGGCCAAGUAUCCCAAAUUGAGCGACUGGCUGACACGAAUCUCCGAUAUACCGUACUACGAGUCCGCGAAUCUGCGCGGCGCCCGCCAAAUGGCUGAGAUGGUGCGCGCCAAGCUGCCCAAGCAGUUCGACAAGCUCUGGCUGAAGGCCUUCGAGGAGAUCAAGAGCGGUGCGGGCAGGCAGCCACUGAAGUAAAUAACCACCGAAACGAACGCACCGCAGCUUAUGAUACUUUAUUUUGUGCUUAAUUUAGGAAAGGAUUUGAAUAUAUUUAUCAAAUUUCAUCCUUGCUUCGCUCCUAUUAAGUCAGCUUUUUGAAAAACUUUUCUUAACUUUUUGCGCUCAUUAAAAU